AGUCCCAUUCGUCGUCGUCCUGCUCCCUCUUUCUCAUUGUCUGUGAUUCAUUUUUCAUUUUUCUGGAUCUACUCUCUCUCCCUCCCCCACCUCCCUCUCUCUCUCAACUGCCAUGAAUUGUAAUCGUAAAUACUCUCCGAUUUCAUCUAUGAGAUGAUUUUUUUGUAGAAAUAGACUUUCAGUUCACCGGCAACCAAGUUCUUCGGAAAAGGGGAAAAAGAAAUGCUGCGCCUGAGAGCUUUUCGUCCGACGAACGAUAAAAUCGUGAAGAUUCAGUUGCACCCCACGCAUCCAUGGCUCGUCACGGCCGAUGCAUCCGAUCACGUUUCCGUGUGGAAUUGGGAGCACCGCCAGGUGAUCUAUGAACUAAAAGCUGGUGGUGUUGACGAGAGGCGUUUGGUUGGUGCCAAGUUGGAGAAGCUUGCCGAGGGUGAAUCAGAGCCUAAAGGAAAACCUACGGAGGCCAUGCGAGGGGGGAGUGUUAAGCAGGUCAACUUUUAUGAUGAUGAUGUACGCUUUUGGCAACAUUGGUGUAACCGCUCUGCAGCUGCCGAGGCACCAUCAGCUGGCAAUCAUGUCACUUCAGCAUUUAGUUCUCCUGCUCCAUCAACAAAAGGGAGGCAUUUUCUUGUUAUCUGUUGUGAAAAUAAAGCCAUAUUCUUGGACUUGGUGACAAUGCGUGGCCGUGAUGUACCAAAGCAAGACCUCGAUAAUAAGUCCCUUCUUUGUUUGGAGUUCCUCUCUAGAUCUGCUGCAGGUGAUGGUCCUCUUGUUGCCUUUGGUGGUUCAGAUGGUGUGAUUAGAGUUCUUUCAAUGAUAACAUGGAAGCUUGUUCGAAGAUACACCGGAGGUCAUAAAGGAUCAAUUUCUUGUCUGAUGACCUUCAUGGCUUCUUCUGGCGAGGCACUUCUGGUUUCGGGUGGUGGUGAUGGUCUACUUGUAUUAUGGAGUGCAGACCAUGGUCAAGAUUCACGAGAACUUGUACCCAAGCUGAGCUUGAAGGCACAUGAUGGUGGGGUGGUUGCUGUUGAGCUUUCUAGAGUGAUUGGUGGUGCACCGCAGCUUAUUACAAUAGGUGCAGAUAAGACUUUAGCUAUCUGGGAUACGAUCUCUUUCAAGGAGUUGCGGCGUAUUAAACCUGUUCCAAAGCUGGCAUGUCAUAGUGUGGCAUCUUGGUGCCACCCUCGAGCUCCUAACCUUGAUAUUUUAACUUGUGUUAAAGAUUCCCAUAUUUGGGCUAUUGAACACCCCACUUAUUCUGCUCUUACGAGACCACUGUGUGAACUCUCCUCGCUGGUCCCUCCACAAGUACUUGCACCUAACAAGAAACUUAGGGUCUAUUGUAUGGUUGCACAUCCUUUACAGCCACAUCUUGUUGCUACUGGAAGCAAUAUAGGUGUUAUUGUUAGUGAGUUUGAUGCUAGGUCUGUUCCAGCUGUAGCUGCCCUACCAACACCAGCGGGAAACAGAGAGCAUUCAGCUGUAUAUGUAGUUGAAAGGGAACUGAAGUUACUGAGUUUUCAGUUGUCUAGCUCAGCAAAUCCAUCUCUUGGAAGUAAUGGCUCUUUAUCUGAAAUGGGGAGGUCCAGGGGAGACUCAUUUGAACCAUUACAUGUCAAGCAGAUCAAAAAGCACAUCAGUACACCCGUCCCGAAUGAUUCAUACUCAGUUCUUUCCAUAAGCAGCUCGGGAAAGUUUCUUGCAAUUGUGUGGCCUGAUAUUCCUUUCUUCUCCAUCUACAAGGUCAGUGACUGGUCCAUUGUUGAUUCAGGCAGUGCAAGGCUUUUGGCUUGGGACACAUGUCGUGACAGAUUUGCUCUGUUGGAAUCUGCUUUACCUGCAAGAAUUCCAAUAAUUCCUAAGGGAGGCUCAUCAAGAAAGGCAAAAGAAGCUGCUGCAGCUGCAGCACAAGCAGCAGCAGCAGCUGCUUCUGCUGCUUCUGCAGCCACUGUUCAAGUUCGUAUUUUGCUGGAUGAUGGGACAUCAAACAUAUUAAUGAGGUCUAUAGGUGGUCGCAAUGAACCGGUAAUUGGUUUGUAUGGGGGUUCACUACUUGGUAUCGCGUACCGAACAUCUAGGAGGAUUAGCCCUGCUGCGGCAACAGCUAUAUCGGCAAUUCAGUCUAUGCCGUUAUCAGGAUUUGGAAUCAGUGGUCAUUCAUCCUUUACCACUAUUGAUGAUGGCUUUUCUUCUCAAAAAUCUCCUAGUGAAGCAGCACCUCAAAACUUUCAGUUAUACAGCUGGGAAAAUUUUCAACCAGUGGGUGGUCUUCUUCCCCAGCCCGAGUGGACUGCAUGGGACCAGACUGUUGAGUAUUGUGCUUUUGCCUAUCAACAUUACGUAGUAAUAUCUUCGUUACGUCCUCAGUUUAGGUACUUGGGAGAUGUUGCAAUUCCCUAUGCAACUGGUGCUGUUUGGCAUCGGCGACAGCUGUUUGUUGCUACACCAACUACGAUUGAAUGUGUUUUUGUGGAUGCUGGAGUUGCACCUAUUGAUAUAGAAACAAGAAAGAUGAAAGAAGAGAUGAGAUUGAAAGAGGCACAGGCAAAGUCUGUUGCUGAGCAUGGAGAGCUAGCUUUAAUCGCUGUUGAUGGUCCAACAACUGUUAAGCAUGAACGGAUAACACUGAGGCCCCCAAUGCUACAGGUAGUGAGGUUAGCUUCUUUUCAGCAUGCUCCUUCUGUGCCACCAUUUUUGACAUUGCCCAAACAGUCUAAAGUUGAUGGGGAUGAUUCAGCAAUAAUGAAAGAGUUCGAAGAAAGAAAAGUUAAUGAAGUCGCUGUUGGUGGUGGAGGGGUGUCAGUUGCAGUUACUCGUUUUCCUUCUGAGCAGAAACGUCCAGUGGGACCUCUUGUUGUGGUGGGAGUUAGAGAUGGAGUUCUUUGGCUGAUAGAUAGGUACAUGUUUGCCCAUGCUUUAUCACUGAGCCAUCCUGGCAUCCGCUGCCGAUGUCUUGCUGCAUAUGGAGAUGCUGUUAGUGCAGUGAAAUGGGCAAGUAGGCUGGGCAGAGAACAUCAUGAUGAUUUGGCACAGUUUAUGCUUGGGAUGGGUUACGCCACUGAAGCACUUCAUUUGCCUGGAAUAUCUAAGAGAUUGGAGUUUGAUCUGGCAAUGCAGAGCAAUGAUUUGAAAAGAGCUCUUCAGUGCCUUCUUACAAUGAGCAAUAGCAGGGACAUGGGGCAAGAAAAUUCUGGGCUAAAUUUAAAUGACAUUCUUAGUUUAACAGCUAAGAAGGAAAACCUUGUGGAUGCUGUCCAAGGAAUUGUGAAAUUUGCAAAAGAGUUUUUGGAUCUUAUUGAUGCGGCAGAUGCUACUGCACAAGUUGACAUUGCUCGUGAAGCUCUUAAGAGGUUAGCUGCUGCAGGUUCAAUGAAGGGAGCUUUACAAGGUCAUCAGUUAAGAGGACUGGCUUUACGCAUGGCUAAUCAUGGAGAAUUGACACGGCUAAGUGGUUUGGUGAAUAAUUUGGUAUCUGUUGGGUCCGGACGUGAAGCAGCAUUUUCAGCUGCAGUUUUAGGAGACAGUGCUCUUAUGGAGAAGGCAUGGCAGGAUACUGGAAUGCUUGCUGAGGCUGUGCUCCAUGCACAUGCUCAUGGGCGACCAUCACUGAAGAACUUGGUCCAAGAAUGGAACAAAAUGCUGCAGAGGGAGAUUGAGCAGACACCAGCAUCAAAAACAGAUGCUGCUGCUGCAUUCCUAGCUUCCCUUGAAGAAUCCAAGCUUACAAGUUUGGGUGAAGCUGGAAAGAAACCGCCAAUUGAAAUUCUCCCUCCAGGGAUGACAUCUCUAUCUGCUUUUCUUUCUGCUCCGAAGAAACCUACUCCUGCAACUCAGAGUUUGCAGCAACAGCCAGGCAAGCCGUUGCUAUUAGAAGCACCUCCUCCUCCUGCAGCAGCUAGUGCCCUGCCUGUAUCAGAGUCGAGUGAACCAGCAUCUGAGAGUAAAACUAUUUCACCAUCACCUAGUGACCCGAAUUUGGUUGCUCCUGCAGAAAGUAUCUCAGCAACAUCUGUAAGUAGGACACCACCACAGGAAGUUGCCCCCCAAGGGGCAGCAGAUGUUAUGGGGAUGAGUGUUCCUGCCACGCUGCCCAUGACUGAUCCACUCGCUUGAGAGGCAAUAGUGUUCUACUAGAUAUUCUAUUAAUCAUUCUUUUGGUCGGCAAAUUUUUUGAACUCCAUGGCCCCCCUUGCCCUUUUGGCCUCGAGGAACCAUGCAGUUACAAAAUUUAGGCAGCCAGAGCAGAAUUUUUUUUUUUUUUUUCCUAGCUCCUUGCAGUCGCCUAUUUGCCCUGUCUGUGUAUGAGGUAGAUUUUGGCUCUGUUGUCCUCUCACAGCCAAUUCAACUUGAUAGGAACAUGUUCAAGGCUGUAGUUUUCUCGCAUCUCCUUCCUUUUGCCAACCAAUCCCAUCCGAUCACUCGUUUUCUUGUCCUUUUCAUGUGAAGUUUCUGAGAGUGCCGACUAAUGUGUUGUUUGUAAUAUAUGAGUGAAGUGUUAUUUCAGUGUAAUAUAUCUGGGAAUCCCCAUUUUUUGA
Messenger RNA from Malania oleifera, 4535 nucleotides. RefSeq lists its product as uncharacterized. The transcript is spliced from 21 exons. Gene Ontology annotation, molecular function: protein binding. Lineage: Eukaryota; Viridiplantae; Streptophyta; Magnoliopsida; Santalales; Ximeniaceae. The coding region runs from base 223 to 4113 and encodes 1296 amino acids. The record is from RefSeq and is a predicted model, not a curated record.